Molecule: messenger RNA, 930 nt
Organism: Insectozyma verbasci
Lineage: Eukaryota; Fungi; Ascomycota; Pichiomycetes; Serinales; Debaryomycetaceae
Source: the annotation of a GenBank genome assembly
AUGGUACAGUCAACACCAAUACGAGGUUUCGCUAAUACACCUGUUACUAAAUCUAUAUGUAUUAUAUCAACAAUUACACCUUUGUUAUUAUCAAUCUUAUCAAUUAAAUAUCUUGUGCAACUAAUAAUAGAUCCAUUUAUAAUAGAGUAUCAUCAAUUUUGGAGAGUCAUUACAUAUCAAUUUGCAGUAAUUAAUGAGUCAGAUUAUUUAUUAAUUAUACUACUAUGGUUUCAAUUUAAAGUAUUGGAAAGAUUUUAUGGUUCAAGAAAAUAUUUAUCGAUUGUAACAUUAUUUGCUAUUUACAAUUCGAUUACUUCAUUAAUUAUAAUGAGUGUAGGACAAUUACUUGUGUAUUAUUUAUCAUUUGUUAUUAAAGUUUGGUUAUUCAAAUAUGAUCCAACAACUGUACAUUAUCAAACUACAAUCUUGAAUGAAAUUAUCCCAGGGCCAAUUGGUAUUUUAUCAUCUUUAUACAUUUGUUUUGGCCAAAAUAUUCCAAUUUCAUAUUAUUUUCAAAUACUAUUGAAAAAACCAACAAAUGAUGAGUCAAGUAAGGUUUUAAACCUUACAAAUCGAUUCCCAAUACAUAUAAUGUACACAUUAUUAUUGUUAAAUAAUGGGUUUAAAUCAAUAAUCCCUAGUUUAAUUGGGUUAUUCAUUGGUAAAUUAUAUUGUUAUGAUUUAUUACCAGGUGUCUCAUGGUUAUUAUCAAGUACAAUUUAUCAUUUAUUCAUAAAUCCAAUAAAGAAAUUUACAAAUUGGUAUGUUUUCAUACGACAAAAAUUUUCAAAUCAAACACUUCCGGAAUCAAGAGCAAGUGAAGAACCUGAAGAUGAUUUAGAUGAAUCAAGACAAGAAGAAAACAGAAUACGUGCAGAAACUCCAGUUAGACCAUUAGGUAGUCAAUUUCUUGAUACAUUUAGAACAUAA